Messenger RNA from Ambispora leptoticha, 153 nucleotides. The record is from the annotation of a GenBank genome assembly. Lineage: Eukaryota; Fungi; Glomeromycota; Glomeromycetes; Archaeosporales; Ambisporaceae.
AUGCUUAUACGAGGCUCAUCGGCAGUACCGAACAGAGUGCUAGUUUUGAAAGUCCAGCAGGAUCACGUGGCAGUACCUUCUUCGAACAUUGCAGCAGAAUCAGACGACAAUCCUUUGAAAAUUCCAACAGGAGCAGAACAGCAGUGUCAUUGA